AUGAACAAUUUAAGAAGCUGUUUAUAAUCAGAAUAGGCUUAUAGGGAAACAAAAGAAUAUAAGGAUAAUAUAGAAGAUGAGGCUACUUUGAGAUAUGUGUUGGAGACCAUUGAAGAGAUUCUUUAUUGUAAAUAAUCAGAGCCUAUAGAGAUGGUUUUAGGGAUGAGAUUAAUAAAAGAACUAAUGGAUCUUCAUCAUGAGUGUGUAUUGGAUGGAGUCACAAGGAAUAUAGUGUAAUUGAUUGAAGAGAUCAUCAAAGGGGAUUAGAAGAAGAGAGAGAGAGGGAAGUACUAUUUCAGCGAGAACCCAGAUUAAUAAUUGAUGCUUUUAGGGAAUACUCUUGUGAGAUUAUCAUUGGAGAGCAUAUUUGUUUGGAAUUUAUGGCAUCCACAUAAUCCAGUGAUCAGUCAAAUAUAUUAGAGAUUGAAACAGAGUGGAGUAGAGUUCCCUAAGUUACACUAUUUCAACGCUUAGAAAGUCAAGGAAUAUUAUAUGCUAGUCAAAGAGAAUUCAAAGAAUGGAACCUUAUGUAGACAACAGUCUUCAGUCUUGAAUGAAUAAUGUUUCGAAUAAUUAAAACAGGCUAUUGAAAGAAGUUAAUUUAACAAUGGGAAAUUGCAUGAGAUCAAUGAAGAAUUAAAAUAGAUCAAAACUGUCAAUGAAAACCAGAAACUCUUCAUUGAGAACUUUGACAAAGCCUAUUAAGAUUAUCUUGUUAACAAAUAGUUGGAGUAAUUUAAUAACUAAAUUCAUUCGAUUUGUUAAGAAUACGACGAAUUCCAAACUUAUCAGAAUAAAAACAAUCAACUAUGCAGUUAUUCUACAGAUAAAUAGAGCAAUCACAUCUCCAGAACUGUUAGUUAUCAAAAUUCUCAACACAAAAACAAUCAAUCCAUUGAAAAACUACUCCAAGAAAACGAUAUCAUCCAAGCUCAAAUCCAAAGUUUUGAAAUACCAAAAGCCUCUACUAAAAUAUAAGAUUAAUAUUAUUGA
Paramecium tetraurelia is the source of this 993-nucleotide messenger RNA. RefSeq lists its product as uncharacterized. NCBI's taxonomy places the organism in Eukaryota, Ciliophora, Oligohymenophorea, Peniculida, Parameciidae. The transcript is spliced from 8 exons. The record is from RefSeq and is a predicted model, not a curated record.